Messenger RNA from Setaria italica (foxtail millet), 1575 nucleotides. Its product is annotated as nucleobase-ascorbate transporter 2. Gene Ontology annotation, molecular function: transmembrane transporter activity. The transcript is spliced from 13 exons. Lineage: Eukaryota; Viridiplantae; Streptophyta; Magnoliopsida; Poales; Poaceae. Gene Ontology annotation, cellular component: membrane. The record is from RefSeq and is a predicted model, not a curated record. Gene Ontology annotation, biological process: transmembrane transport. Bases 1 to 1575 code for a protein of 524 amino acids.
AUGACUGACAUGAAGCUAGAGGAGAUAACCCACCCUCCCCUGGACCAGCUGCAUCAUAUGAAGUACUGCGUGGACUCCAACCCGUCCUGGGGUGGGGCUAUUUUGCUGGGCUUCCAGCAUUUCAUCCUUUGUUUGGGGACGGCAGUUAUGAUCCCCACCAUUCUGGUUCCCCUCAUGGGAGGAAAUGCCCAUGAUAAAGCACAGGUGGUACAGACCAUGCUUUUUGUGACUGGCAUAAAUACAAUGCUCCAAACUUUGUUUGGAACUCGCCUGCCCACCAUCAUCGGUGGGUCAUAUGCAUUCACAAUCCCGAUCAUAUCAAUAAUCAGUGACCCUUCAUUGAUGCAAAUCACUGAUGACCAUACGAGGUUUAAAAUGACCAUGAGAGCCAUACAGGGGGCCUUGAUAAUAUCCUCUUGCGUUCAGAUAAUGCUUGGCUACAGCCAAUUGUGGGGGAUAUGCUCAAGGUUCUUCAGCCCACUUGGGAUGGUUCCACUUGUUGCACUGGGGGGGCUUGGACUUUUUGAGAGAGGAUUCCCAGUGAUGGGAACAUGCGUGGAGAUUGGUCUUCCGAUGCUCAUACUGUUCGUGGCACUUUCCCAAUAUCUGAAGCAUGUACAAAUAUGCCAUUUUCGGAUAUUGGAGAGGUUCUCGGUGCUCAUCUCCAUUGCAGUUGUCUGGGCAUAUGCCCACAUCCUCACUGUGAGCGGGGCACACAAACAUGCUUCGUUGCGCACUCAGCUCAACUGCCGAACUGAUCAUGCCAACCUCAUGACAACAGCGCCAUGGAUUGGUGUUCCAUACCCACUGCAGUGGGGUGCGCCGACUUUCAGCGCAGAUCACUCAUUCGGCAUGAUGGCUGCUGUCGUGGUGUCUUUGAUAGAGUCUACCGGAGCAUUUCAGGCGGCUGCCCGGUUGGCAAGUGCGACGCCCCCACCACCAUUUGUCUUGAGCAGGGGCAUUGGAUGGCAGGGAAUUGGGCUGCUAUUCAACGGGCUAUUUGGUACUGUGAGCGGCUCUGCUGUCUCUGUGGAGAACGUCGGCCUCAUAGGAGCAACAAGGAUUGGUAGCAGAAGAGUGAUCCAGAUCUCCGCUGGUUUCAUGAUCUUCUUCUCCAUCCUAGGGCGUUUCGGAGCGCUGUUCGCCUCAAUUCCAUUCGCACUGUUUGCCGCUAUAUACUGUGUAUUGUUUGGCUAUGUUGGUGGCGUGGGGCUCUCGUUUAUGCAGUUCACCAACAUGAACUCGAUGCGCAACCUCUUCAUCAUCGGCACCUCGCUCUUCCUUGGCUUCUCCAUCCCGGAGUACUUCUCCCAGUUCACGAUGAGCUCUCACCACGGACCGGCACACACUAGAGCUGGAUGGUUCAAUGACCUCAUCAACACCAUCUUCUCCUCGCGCCCGACCGUCGGGUUCAUCAUCUCGGUGGUCCUGGAUAAUACGCUGGACGUGGAGAAGAAAGCUGAGGACAGUGGGAUGUCUUGGUGGGCGAGGUUCAGGUCGUUCGGCGGGGACAGCCGGACCCUGGAGUUCUACAAUCUGCCAUUCAACCUCGACCGGUUCUUCCCGCCAUCGUAA